UUUGUAUGUCAAUCAUGUUUGUUUGUCAUUAAAGGAAUUCACAUUCAUUAAUGAGGCAGACGCAGUGAAUAGGCAGAUGAGGCUUACAUCAUAAUUUUGAAUACAGACAACCUCCCACCACCACUUUUUCAACAAAGCAUUAUAGUUCAGUUAGUUGCCGAUCGAACCAAAGAGAACUCACACUUCUUCUCUUCAAAGCUUUUUCUUGAUUUCAUCACCCUCUUUCUUUCUUUCUUUAUUUCUUUCUUAAUCUUGUAUGUGUUAAGGUGUGAGUGACGAGAAAAGAAUGAAACAACUCAAUAGCAAUUUGCAGAGGAAGGUAUUUUCAUCAGUGUUGGUGAAAUUUGCGGUGUGCUUUCUGUUGCUGGGUGUUGCUUAUCGGCUGUUGUCUUCAAGCUUUGUACAAUUUUCACCUGUUGUGGUUAGUGAGGAUAACCCUCCAGCAUUGAGCGUCGACAACACUCUGCCGCCGCAAAUCAUCGAUGAUCGUUCCGUGAAUCUUCAUAAUCACACUUCUCAAAAUGAAAGCUGUAAUCUAUUCGAGGGAGAGUGGGUUCGAGAUUUAAAUGGUCCAAUGUACACCAACUCCACAUGCUAUACAAUUGAAGCUCCUCAAAACUGUAUGAAGAACGGAAGGCCAGAUUCGGACUACGUUUACUGGAGGUGGAACCCCAGUCACUGUACUUUGCCUAAGCUUCAUCCAAGCAAAUUCCUUGAGAUAAUGAGGGAUAAGUCGCUAGCCUUCAUUGGCGAUUCCAUUAUGCGUAAUCACGUCCAGUCCUUGCUCUGCCUUCUCUCCCAGGUUGAACAAGCUGUUGAAGUGUAUCAUGAUGAGCCAUACAAAAACCGAAGGUGGUCUUUUCCAUCUCAUCACUUCACCGUCUCAGUGAUUUGGGCUCCCUUCCUCACGAAAGCCUUUACUUUUGAGGAUGACAAUGGAGUUUCGUCGGGUUUAAUCCAGCUUCAUCUGGACAAGCUAGACAAAGUAUGGACACAGCAGUAUGAAAAUUUUGAUUAUGUAGUGAUUGCUGGAGGGAAAUGGUUUCUCAAAUCAGCAGUUUACUAUGAGAACAACGCUAUUGUGGGCUGCCAUAAUUGCCAUGAUAAGAACAUAAGUGAGCUGGGGUUUAAGUACGCCUAUCGCAAAGCACUAAACUCCACUCUGAAAUUCAUAUCUGAAUCGAAGCACAGGCCAUAUAUUUUCUUCAGAACUACCACACCUGAUCACUUCGAGAAUGGAGAAUGGAACACGGGUGGUUAUUGUAACAGGACUAGACCGUUUAAAGCAGGUGAGAUAGGUAUUAAUGUUGUAGAUGAGAUCAUGCGAAAUGUUGAACUUGAAGAAUUCGAGUGGGCAGCAGGGAGAGGAUCUGUAAAUGGGAUGAGCUUGAAAUUAUUCGACACGACUAUGUUAUCACUGUUGAGGCCCGAUGGGCAUCCAGGAGUUUACAGGCAGUUCCAUCCAUACGAUGGAAAAGAUAAGGAAGCAAAGAUUCAGAAUGACUGUUUACAUUGGUGCUUGCCAGGCCCUAUAGAUUCUUGGAAUGACCUGAUGAUGGAAAUGCUUCUCAGACAUGCUAGAUAGUGUUUCCAACUUCCAACAGCAUGCUUUAUAUAGUUUGAUUAUUGCUUUUUUUUUUUUCUUAAUUUUGUUUCACCGUCUCAUUUCAAUUUUUUUUCAAAAUCUAGGUAGCAGAAUAACUAUCUCAUCUGAAAAUGCCACCUUCAGAAAUGGGCAUCUUUGUACAGAAUUUUCUCAUAAAGAUGAAGCUGUUUAAGAAAGCUCGAAAAAUUAAAUUCUCAUAACAGAGUCUUAUAAUUUCCUGUUGCUUCAAAUGAAUUUCAAGUUCAACAUCCGGUUCUUCAUAUUAAAUUCCUGUCAACAUAACUAUGCUCUUCUCAAGUAAUUUCUCUAAUCAUUCACAUUUCAGACAAAUGAUGCAUUGUGAAGGAUAAAGUAUUGUGAAGGGAGGAAAUUCAGCCACAAAAACACAAUCAAGCACUUAGGCGUUCCUUGAAAACUGUACUUUAUUCACCUAAACAUUCUGCUGCAGACACAUCCAACACACAACACUUCA
Molecule: messenger RNA, 2078 nt
Organism: Sesamum indicum (sesame)
Lineage: Eukaryota; Viridiplantae; Streptophyta; Magnoliopsida; Lamiales; Pedaliaceae
Product: protein trichome birefringence-like 25
Cellular component (GO): Golgi apparatus
Molecular function (GO): O-acetyltransferase activity
Source: RefSeq, a predicted model, not a curated record